Molecule: messenger RNA, 1769 nt
Organism: Venturia canescens
Lineage: Eukaryota; Metazoa; Arthropoda; Insecta; Hymenoptera; Ichneumonidae
Exons: 5
Coding region: 1-1584 (527 amino acids)
Source: RefSeq, a predicted model, not a curated record
AUGACGUUACACUUGACCGGUGGUUUGGGUAACGGCACCUUCGCCGGUAACGUUGUAGGCAAAAAUUCUCCAGGCCAAAGAUGGAAGGAGCCGAGAUACAUUAGACCAAUUAACAUUCGUCGGAGCAAAGGUUCGAAGUCCGAUGUCAAACUGAAUAAACAGGGAGCUUCUUUCUUGGAGAAUGCAGUUUUAAGGAUCGAGGAACGUCGAGCAGAUUUGGCGAAUCGUCAGCAUUGCUUGCGAGAAAAAAUCACAGCGAUGGAGCGAUCGAUACCCGCGCUCAUGGCGUUCAACAUGUGGAAAUCGGGAUCGAAGUGUAACGAUCCGCCGAUGUGCAAAAUACGACAGAUAAUGAAAAAAAUGUCACCGAAUUCUGAUCCAACGGAGAAACUGGUGGAUGGUCUGAAGAAUACUGUUGAGAGUCUGAAGACGGAAACGGGCGAAUUGCACGACAAAAUCAUUGCUGCGGAUAUCAAACUCGAGGAGUCCGAAAUGGAGUUGGAAUCGCUUGAGUUAGAAAACAAAGAAUUCGAUGAAAGGCUGCAGAGCCUCCAAAAGGAAUUGACGAGUAACAAAACUCCGAGUUUGCACUCCAUACACUCCGAGGAUCUCAUUUGUCUAGCAAGGAUUAGAGAACUGGGGGAGGAAGAAAUGAAUUUUAAAAAUAGCAUAAGAGAACUCGAGGAACGUGAAACAAUAUUCCAAGAACAAAUCAAUCGCAUUCUCACAUCGAGAGAUUUUCAAAAAUCCAUGUCCACCGAUCAGCCUAAUGAAAGAAAAGUUCAAGAACUGAAAAACAAAACUCGUUCCAAAGGAAAAGAGGCUGAGAAAUCCGUUCCCAAGAAACCAGUUUCGAAACCGAGUACAUCUGGUGCUAAAACCGUAGCGAUAAUGGAGCCUGCGAAGAAGGCUUUGACUCAACUAGAAACUAGCGCCAGAGAGAAAUACUUAAAGUCACCAGCUGGAAUGAUUUCGGGGCUAACGAUGUGUCACGACAAAACAACUUGUCCAGCCAGUUCGAAGCCUUCCGUUUCCAAUAGGACUCCGGUACACCGAAACGCGCGAAAUUCGUGCGGCGUGGUCCAUCAAAAGUCGCAUCCCUCGUCGAUUUCCUCCCCGAAAUCUUGCUGUUCCGCUCUGUCUACGAAAUCUUCGGGAUCGCAGAGACGCAGUUGUCUAUCUUGUUGCAAAAAUUCAUCGAACCCUCGCAAGUCCUCGAGCAAAUGGUACGGUCGGUCAUCCGCGCCUCAAUGGAAAUGUUGCAAGGGAAAAGCUUGCUGUCAACUGUCUUUUGCCAAAAAAUCGGGGGGUGCGAUGUGUAAAAGGUGUCAAGGCUGGAUCCCUCCGAGUCAGAUUCGUACUGUUUCGAAAAAUGCUCCCCCUUGCAUGGGCAAAUGUGCGGUAGACGAGUCCGAGACUGCUUGCAACUGUUCCAAACAUUUGGAAAGUCUGGAGCAUCGAGGACACGAAAAUCUUAAAGCCUCGAGACUCAACGAUCAGAGCGCCAGUGAUGAAGAAUAUUCAGAGUGCUGCGACUGCGGUUGCAAUGAUUCUGACAUUUCUACGGAUUCUUGUGAAUUCUGAAUGUACGAUAACAUCGGAAAACUGCACGAUGACUUCAUCCGGGAAUGAAUUGACUUAUUACUAUGCAGACACUGGAUCGAGGCCAUUGGAAAUUGUUGCAUCAGCGAAAAGUCCAUUUAGAAAGAGUAGAAUGCGACUUGAAUCAUUUACUUUGAAAGCGCCACCACGAUCGGCUGUUCACAAUU